AUGUCAGUAUUGGGUUCGAAAUUGGAAGAAGCCAGAAAUUUGGUCAGCGAAAAACAGUAUGAUAAGGCUGAACAAGUGUAUUUAAGCUUGUUGGAUAAAGACAGUUCACUGGUCAGCGCUCCCACCGCUAGCGUGGAUGACAAACGUAGGAAUGAGCAGGAAACAAGCAUAUUGGAGCUGGGACAAUUGUACGUCACUAUGGGCGCUAAGGACAAGCUGCGCGAGUUCAUCCCUCAUUCCACGGAGUACAUGAUGCAGUUCGCCAAGUCGAAGACAGUAAAGGUCUUGAAGACGCUGAUUGAGAGAUUCGAGCAGGUACCGGACUCCCUGGACGAUCAAAUCUUUGUUUGCGAGAAAAGUAUCGAAUUUGCUAAGAGAGAGAAGAGAGUGUUUCUAAAGCACUCUCUAUCCGUCAAAUUGGCUAAGUUGCACUACCAAAAGAAACAGUAUAAGGACUCAUUAGCAUUGAUCGAAAAUCUCUUAAGGGAGUUCAAGAAACUGGACGACAAACCCUCCUUGGUGGAUGUGCAUCUGUUGGAAAGUAAGGUUUACCACAAGUUAAGAAACUUGGCCAAGUCCAAGGCUUCUUUGACUGCAGCAAGAACCGCAGCUAACUCUAUCUACUGUCCCACUCAAACUGUAGCGGAGUUGGAUUUGAUGAGUGGUAUCCUACACUGUGAAGACAAAGAUUACAAAACUGCAUUUUCAUACUUUUUUGAGAGUUUUGAGAGCUAUCAUAAUUUGACUACCCACAAUUCUUAUGAAAAGGCUUGCCAAGUAUUGAAGUAUAUGCUAUUAUCCAAAAUCAUGCUGAAUCUCAUCGAUGAUGUCAAAAAUAUUCUAAAUGCAAAAUACACAAAGGAGACUUACCAGUCCCGAGGUAUUGACGCCAUGAAAGCUGUUGCCGAGGCCUAUAACAACAGAUCUCUCUUGGAGUUCAACACUGCGCUAAAACAGUACGAGAAGGAAAUAAUGGGCGACGAACUAACAAGAUCCCAUUUCAAUGCAUUAUACGACACUUUACUGGAAUCCAAUUUAUGUAAGAUUAUCGAGCCAUUCGAAUGUGUGGAAAUAUCUCACAUCUCCAAGAUAAUUGGCCUGGAUACUCAACAGGUAGAGGGGAAACUGUCCCAGAUGAUACUGGAUAAGAUAUUCUACGGUGUGCUGGAUCAAGGCAAUGGAUGGCUUUACGUUUACGAGACUCCAAAUCAAGAUGCUACUUAUGACUCCGCAUUAGAAUUAGUAGGACAAUUAAAUAAAGUCGUCGAUCAAUUGUUCGAAAAGGCAAGUGUUUUGUACUAA
Saccharomyces eubayanus is the source of this 1302-nucleotide messenger RNA. RefSeq names its product proteasome regulatory particle lid subunit RPN6 (gene RPN6). Lineage: Eukaryota; Fungi; Ascomycota; Saccharomycetes; Saccharomycetales; Saccharomycetaceae. Gene Ontology annotation, cellular component: proteasome regulatory particle, lid subcomplex. Gene Ontology annotation, biological process: ubiquitin-dependent protein catabolic process. The transcript has a single exon. The record is from RefSeq and is a predicted model, not a curated record. Gene Ontology annotation, molecular function: protein binding; structural molecule activity. Bases 1 to 1302 code for a protein of 433 amino acids.